Plutella xylostella (diamondback moth) is the source of this 4724-nucleotide messenger RNA. RefSeq names its product exportin-5-like protein Ranbp21 (gene Ranbp21). Gene Ontology annotation, biological process: RNA export from nucleus; protein export from nucleus. Gene Ontology annotation, molecular function: small GTPase binding; nuclear export signal receptor activity; RNA binding. Lineage: Eukaryota; Metazoa; Arthropoda; Insecta; Lepidoptera; Plutellidae. The record is from RefSeq and is a predicted model, not a curated record. Gene Ontology annotation, cellular component: nucleus; cytoplasm; RNA nuclear export complex.
CAGUUGUCUAUGGACAAUUUUGAUUUGAUCGAGAAAAUUGCACGAGGUUCUUACAAUGUUUUGAAUUUAAUUUCUUCGUUUUAGAAGUAUAAUCUUAUCGCUACGUGACUAUUAAAUAUUAACUAAAUAAAAUAAAUAACUAUACUCAAAGUUAGGAAUGGGUUUGUGACAACUAUUAUGAGAUGAGCUGACUCAACUUAUUCGCAUUGGUUCAAGGAGAUAAAUCUGCUGUGGUUAGCUGCAAUAUCCAAAUAUGAUGAACGGAGCAGCCAGCAGUGAGGGCAGUGAGGUGAACCUCAUAGCCGAUGAGCUCAGCCGAGCUGUUGAGCUCACCCUUAAUCCUGCAGUAUCUCAUGAGGCUCGCUCGCAAGCAUAUAAUGCAUGUGAGAGCUUCAAAGAGAAUUCACCAUGGUGUGCCCAGGCUGGUCUGCUCCUCGCCAGUGGGAAUCAGUACUCAGCUGUAGUCAAACACUUUGGCCUUCAGCUAAUGGAACACACAGUCAAAUACAGGUGGACACAAAUUGUACAAGCUGAGAAAAUAUUUAUCAAGGAAAAUGCAAUGAAGCUUUUGUAUAUGGGAGGUUGGGAAAUUGGCCAUCUAAAUGAUGCUCUAGCUAGAGUAAUAGUUGAAAUGAUAAAGAGGGAGUGGCCGCAGCAAUGGCCGACACUACUGCAAGAACUGAGUGAUGCGUGUGCGAGAGGACAUAUUCACACACAGAUUGUACUGCAUGUGUUCCUAAGACUGGUGGAAGAUGUUGCCACUUUACAGACCCUGGAGCAGCACCAGCGUCGCAAGGACAUCUACCAAGCACUGACAAGCAACAUGGCGGAGAUAUUUGCAUUUUUCAUGAGACUCAUUGAGCUCCAUGUCCAGGAGUUCAGGGAGAAGACUGCCGCUGGCGACUACGCUGCUGCCACCAGCAAUGAGAGGGUGGUUCAGGUGGUGCUCCUAACACUGACGGGCUUCGUGGAGUGGGUGUCGAUGAGCCACGUGGUGUCGAGCAGCGGGCGGCUGCUGCAGAUGCUGUGCGUGCUGCUGCAGGACGACGCCUUCCGGCUGCCGGCCGCCGACUGCCUGCUGCAGGUCGUCAACAGGAAGGGCUCCACGAAGGAGCGAAAGCCACUGAUGAUCCUGUUCAGUGAAGAUGCGAUCUCGUGCGUGCACCGCGCCGCCGUCGCCUCCAUCAACGUCGUCGACGAGAAGAACUACUUGUUCCUCAAGAAACUCACUCAGGUGGCAGCAGGCCUAGCCCAGCAACUCACCUCCCUAUGGAGCAACGCAACAAACGUCGACUCCUGGAUGCCGGUGCUUCUGGAAACGUUCCUAGUGCUGACGUCACAUCCGUCGCUGACUCUCGCACACACAACCAACUCCGUCUGGCUGGCGUUGUUCAAGCACGAACAGAUUAGUAAACUGCCGCAUCUACAGGCUGUUGUGUCGCGGUGGUUGCAGCUCUCUGCGCCUAAGGUUUUGAAGGUGUCGUUCCCACAAUCACGCGUGAGCUCGGGCCACGACGCGGUGUCGUAUGCCUGCAUGGACUACGACAGCGAGCAGGAGUUCAACAUAUUCUUCAGCCGCUGCCGCACAGAGAUACUGGAGAGCUUCAAACACUGUAUGACCGCCGCGCCGCUGGUGACGUGGGCGCACUGCGCCGCGUGGACGCGCUCGGCGCUGGACGAGGUAGGCGCGUGCCCCGCGCGCCUGCACGCCGCGCACCCGCUGCACGCGGAGUGGGAGGCGCUCUCGCAGGUCCUAGACGUGGUGCUGUCGCGUCUCCUCUUAGCUGAACCGCGUCCCGACGUGGCGGAGGGGCUGCAGCUGUUGCAGCGCUGCGUGGCCGCCGACCCGCCCGCGCCGCUGCUGCUGUCGCUGCUGCUGUCCCUCAUCUCCGCGCUGUUUGUGUUCCUCAGCUGCGCCUACAGCCAGCUCGCAGGGCCAGCAGUAGGCAGUGCGGGCGCGGACCUCCUCCCCCGAGUCCUCGACAAGAUCUUCCUGGCGCUGGUGUACGAGGGGGCGGAGGGGGAGGGCGGGGAGGGGCGGCGCUCGCGGGCCGUCAAGAACGUGCGCCGCCACGCCGCCAGCCUGCUCGUCAAACUGGGCUCUAAGUACCCGCUACUCCUACUACCAGUGUUUGGUAGAUUCCACGCGAUGACCCUGCAAGCACUAGCUCGACCCGACCUCAGCGCGGUAGAGAGUGUGACUCUACAAGAAGCCUUGCUACUGGUUUCCAACCACUUCUGCUGCUAUGAGCGACAGAGCGCGUUGGUGGCUCAGGUCCUCGGCGACUGCAGUUCCCGCUGGACCGCGCUCGGGCCUCACAUCUCCUCCGCGUCCGGCCUGGCCAGCCUGGUGGGGCUGGACGCUCCGCCCAGCGACGAACAAGACGAGCGGGGCCGCGCGCGCCGCACCCUUCUGCACGCGCUCACGCUCGUGCUGGGCGUGGUCAAGCGGACCUGCGUGCCCGACGACCCCGACAAAGCAUCCCGCGGCGGCUUCAGCGCCGGCGUCACGCCCUCAGGGAACCCAAUAUGGCGGAACCCGUGCGGAGCCCACGUCCUACCCCUCCUACCUCACGUGCUAUCCCUAGCCAGGUCUCUACACGACCUGCACGCGCCCGGGGCGGCGGCGCUAAGGCACCCGGCCCACGCGCGGGCGCUGGCGCUACCCGCCGCCGAGCAACACAAUCUGCUCGGGCUGAGAGAUCACGAUAAUGUCACGACCGCGCCGCAAGAUCGUAUGCAGAACUUCUUGCAUACGUUGCAUGAUAAUGUGUGUCACCUAGUCGGCUCGGCAGCCACCACCCUCGGGCGCGAGCUCUACUCCGUGCCAGGGCUGGCCAACGCGCUCUCCGGGUCGCUUCUCCACGGGCUGGAGUACUUACCCGACCACUGGCUGCGGCCCAUCGUGCGCAGCGCGUUGAAGCCCCUGCUUCACCACUGUCCGCCGGCGCAUUUUGCCGAUGUUGCCGUGCCGGUGUUCGAGCAUUUCGCGCCGUUUAUGCUAACGCAUCUGACGCAGCGGUGGGACUACAUCACGUCUCUGUACGAGUCCGGUAAACUGGAGGAGGAGGGCAGCAGCGACGCACAAGAGGUGUUAGAAGAUAUGCUCGUCAGGAACCUUACUAGGGAAUAUCUGGAAGUGUUGAAGAUCGCAUUCGUCGGCGGCUCCCUGACCACCCCCACCGCCGGCUGCAACGACAUGGAGGAGGACGCCGCGCCCCCUCCGCGCGCCGCCGAGACCGUCUGCGAGCUCGGCGCGCUGCUCGUGUCCGCGCCACACUACCCGCACGCCAUGCACACGAUAUACCGCGCCCUAACCUGGGGCGAUUCCGCGGCCUCCCUCCGCGCAUGCGCUCUCCUCCUCCCAGUGACACGGGCCGGGCUGUCCGCGGGGCGUCUGUCCGCGGCGGACGCGGGCGGCGCGCUGGCGGCCGUGCUGCAGGCGCUGCGCACGCACGGCCAGCACGACGCCAACCAGGCCGCGCUGCUGCACGCCGCUGUACAGAUCUACGAAGCCCUCCGUCCGUCGUUCCCGGCGAUCGUGAGCGUGCUCGGCGCCAUCCCGGACGUGGACGCGCACGACCUGCACCGCCUCGACGAGAAGCUGUGCUCGCAGCCCGCGCGGCCCAGCAAGACGGACAAGAGCAAGCGCGAGCUGUUCAAGAAGAUCACGGCCAGGUUAAUCGGCCGCAACGUCGGCCAGCUGUUCAAGAAGGAGGUGUUCAUAAUGGACCUGCCCACCAUGAGCGCGCCGAGCAAGGAGAAGCCCCGCGCCGCCGUCGACACACCAGAGGGCGCCGGCCUAGACAAGCUGUUCCAAGCGCCCGCCACGUAGCGAAGCCACCCCGAGCCAGUUAAGAAACAAGAGGAAAUACAACUAGGGAUUACCAGAUUAUACAGACUAGUUAUCGAAAGCUAGCACUUGACAUGUUGCGCUUGUGCGGUGUCUUUGAGUAAGCGCGUGACGUUUUGCUACUGAGGUCCUAUCAGGCGCUAACGUGGCAAUUCGAUAUUAUUUUCGAUACUACACAAACAUUUGGAAAAAUUACAGCGCCAACGUAGUCACUUUUGGAACUAACAAAAUUGCCUUACAUUUUGACAGUGACAGUUGACGAUACGCAACGUAAACGGUGGUUCGAAAAUCUUGGAAUCGCUGCACUGUUUAUAAAUACAGCAUGAUAUUUUCGGUGUUCAUUUGUUAGUGACAGUCACGUGUGAUCGACGCGUCGUGUAUGUUAAACAUACUGUAUAGGGAGAUUGCAUAUGUGUGAGCACUGAAAACGUGUCAGCUUUAGUUAACUGGCAUGUAAUACAGACCAAUCAAAUGACUGUGAAAAAAAUGCUUGCAUUGUAUCGCUUUAUUCACAGGCUGUGCUAUUGGUUACUUGAAUGUAUAGUGUGUUUUGUAUAGAAUGUGACAACCGUUUACUGUAUAUCCCUAGAUUUAUUUCAUCUAAUCGGCCGAUCUGACUUAUGACAUUUUAUGAAGUAAUACAAUCGUAUAAAUAAAUUAUAGACAAAUAAACGGAGCCCUAAAAAUGUGAUAAGUUUUUAAACUAUGUAGUAGACUAUGUAAUUUUUUUAGUCGCCAGUAUACAAGUUUCAUGUUGUGUCGUAAGUCGGUUUUAAGUAAAGACUCGCGUAUAGCCAUAUCUACUCGCAAUGUUACUCUUAUUGUACCAUUUAUAUGUUAUUUAAAUAAAUAAACUAAACGAAAAAUUCAA